AUGUCUCAACCAAAGGGUGUCAAAGAAAGUUCAAAACUGGUGAAGGAUUCAUCCAAAGAAUGUGUGUUGAAGAAACCAAUGGAGUGUGUUAAGAGGAGGCAAUGUUGGUUGAUCUUGAAGAGGAUGUUGGCGGGUAGAGAUGGUUUGGAUUUGAAAGAUCCUCCACCAAUGGUCGAUAACGUCUCUGAGUCCAAGAGUUUGGAAAAAAAGUCAAAGGCAAUAGGUUUGAAGGAAAUAGAGAGAAAAUUGAGGUUGUAUGCAACACCAGAUGAGUUUGCUAGCGACAUGAGGCUUGUCUUCUCUAAUGCAAUGCAAAUAUAUCCUCCAAGGAAUCAUAUUUACCAAAUUGCAAAAAAGUUCAGUGAGAAUUUUGAACUCAAAUGGAAGUCAUUGAAGGAUGAGUGGGAACUUGAGGAUAGGAAAAGAAGAAAGGCGCACAAGAGUAGAAGAUACUAA
Molecule: messenger RNA, 456 nt
Organism: Vicia villosa (hairy vetch)
Lineage: Eukaryota; Viridiplantae; Streptophyta; Magnoliopsida; Fabales; Fabaceae
Product: transcription factor GTE12-like
Exons: 1
Coding region: 1-456 (151 amino acids)
Molecular function (GO): protein binding
Source: RefSeq, a predicted model, not a curated record